UUGCCUCAACCAGGCUCUUCCCACCAUGUCUCCUCUUGCGUUAAAUCUAGAACAAAAAAGAAUGGUGGAAGGAAUACGAAUCGAAUGGCAUUGGUGGUAGCUUCAACAUCUCUAUCUUUUUCUACAGAGAGAAUCACUCGUCGUUUCACAAAUUCACUCUUCAAAUCCUAUUUUAUUACGAAGAUUAACAAGAGCAAUCUAGACCCACCAUUGCAGCAAUGGCAAACAAGAUCAAGAAUCUCGUUUAUUAUGCAUAACCAUAAUGUUGUUGAUUCAUAUAAAGGUGUAAAAAGAGCUUCAUUUCAGCUUCCUCUGUUACUACUACCUCUUCGUGUUGGUCGAGGUUCAUCUCUUCCGUUUCUGCACAAAUUCAUUUCAUCUCCUAUGUCUUCCUUAAAUUCCGAUGCUAACCCUGAUGUUAAAACGGUUAGAGCUGUGAUUAAGGGGAGAGUGCAAGGGGUGUUUUACAGGGACUGGACUGUGGAGAAUGCUAAGGAAUUGGGGUUAAAAGGUUGGGUUCGAAAUCGGAGGGAUGGAUCGGUGGAAGCUUUGUUUUCUGGAAGCCUGGAAAAAGUUCAGGAAAUGGAGCAGAGGUGUCGGAGAGGUCCACCAUCUGCUAUUGUCACUGGACUAGAUGUGGUCCCCUGUGAUGAUGACCCCGGAAGUGGGUUUGAACGCAAACAAACUGCUUGAUCAUAGGCUAGCCUUUUGGAUAGAAAACCAGGAUUAUUACUCUGCAGAUUUCAUCGGUGAAUCAUCGAUCCUCGAGGCUGCAGUUUGCCAAGCAAAUCAAAGACGAUGAGUAGACUGGAAGCUUUACUCCAUCACAGCUAAAACAUUCUGUAAGAUUUACUUUUAUGUAGUUUCAGUAUCCCCACAUCGGUUGUGAUCGAUGAGAAAUGUGGACAAUUUUCACUUCGUGAGCUUGUUUAAGGAGCUGAGUUACGCUCAAGGUUCAUUUUCUUAUCACGUGA
Messenger RNA from Solanum tuberosum (potato), 974 nucleotides. RefSeq names its product acylphosphatase. The transcript is spliced from 3 exons. The record is from RefSeq and is a predicted model, not a curated record. The coding region runs from base 85 to 693 and encodes 202 amino acids. Lineage: Eukaryota; Viridiplantae; Streptophyta; Magnoliopsida; Solanales; Solanaceae. Gene Ontology annotation, molecular function: acylphosphatase activity.